Molecule: messenger RNA, 2304 nt
Organism: Paramisgurnus dabryanus
Lineage: Eukaryota; Metazoa; Chordata; Actinopteri; Cypriniformes; Cobitidae
Gene: mcmbp
Product: minichromosome maintenance complex binding protein
Biological process (GO): DNA-templated DNA replication
Molecular function (GO): chromatin binding
Source: RefSeq, a predicted model, not a curated record
GGUAGUUUUCAUGACGCAAUUUUCCCGCCACGGGGUAUUGUGUGGGACUAGACAGCGGAACGUGUUUGUUGUACAUGUCAGAAGCGAAAAAGUUUUAACUUUAGCCUGUUCGUAAAUCCUGCAGCGAUGCCUACAGUUCAUGACUGGAUUAAUAACCCACUGGGUGUAGUUGAAGGGCUGUUUGCCCAAGGUAACCCCAGUCCAGACUGGGAGAAGAAGGUGGUGGAGUAUUUUAAAGAGAAACUGAAACAAAACGACGCUCACACUUGGGUUCCGUCCCUGAACGAUGUUCCCCUGCAUUACCUAAAACCCAAUAGUCUAGUGAAAUUUCGCUGCAUGGUCCAGGACAUGUUUGAUCCAGAAUUUUUCAUGGCUGUGUAUGAGAUGAAUGAUACUGCAUCCAAUUCUAAACUGAUGAAAUGUGGAAAGUACAAAGAUGUAACAGAGGGUGGGCAGGUGGAUUUUAACUCGAGAAACACUGUGACAUCAGAGAGACAAACCUUUUAUUGUGUCCCUAUCCCAGGAGAAUCCCAAUGGGUGAAGGAAAGUUAUGAAGGCACGAGUCAGGCUCGCGUGGUCCCAUCCACUUCUUAUGCCCCAAACCGACAUAAACGCAGCUAUGAGGAAGAUGAUGAAAUGGACACACAGCCACAACAGAUGAAAGAUCCCUGUCAAGGAGCACAGGGCUCUGCAGGUUUUCAUGGCAACACGGAUUCAAAGCGACAGGAGACGGAAGCGCCCAAUCAAAAUUCUUCUACUUCACACUGCACUUCCAGUCCGGAUCUGAACUUCCCUUUGCCUGGAGAAAAGGGCCCAGCCUGUCUUGUUAAGGUAUAUGAAGACUGGGAUAGCUUCAAACUGAAUGACAUGUUAGAAGUAUAUGGCAUCCUCUCUGUGGACCCUGCAUUAAGUGUGAUUGCAGAUGAGAGAGAGGCGUCUUCACUGCUGGACCCCACGGAAAGCAUGGAAACAGUGGAGGAGCAAAGAGUCCACAGCCCACCAGCAUCACUUGUACCAAGAUUACACAUGCUGUAUGCACAACCUCUAGUGCACAACAACCCUUUACUGCCCCCUGGUGCUGCGGAGGAAAAUGGAGAAUAUUUAAGCACUUUUCGUGGGGAGCUGGCUGCAGUCAGAACAGAGCUGCUUGCUUACUUCACCCAUCUCAUGCUGGGAGAUUCACUUGCCGCAGAGUAUCUCAUACUGCAUCUUAUCUCUAAUGUAUAUAGCCGACGUGACGUUCUUCCUCUUGGCAAAUUUACCCUCAAUCUCAGCGGCUGUCCUCAAAGCUCUCCAUACACGGAGCAUUUAUACAGGGUCAUCCAACAUCUUGUCCCGUCUUCAUACCGGCUAUGUAUGAGCCUGCAUAAUAUGAACAACCAGUGCAUGGUGCCCAAGAAAGACUACACAGCUAAUCGCCUCGUGAGUGGGACUCUUCAGCUGGCCAACAACACAUCCCUGUUUUUGGAUGAGACCCAGCUGGAACAAGGUCAAUUGGACACCACAGGUGUGCGGAACAUCACUGCACUGGGGAACUUGAUCACUUGGCAGAAGGUUGAUUACGACUUCAACUACCAUCAGAUGGAAUUCCCCUGCAAUAUUAACGUGCUUAUCACAUCCGAAGGCCGAUCCAUUCUGCCGUCUGACUGUCAGGUCCACCUGCGGCCCACCCUGAAUCCACCUAACCUUGAAGAGUAUCUGAGUGCCGUGCAAGUAGCGCAAGUUCCAUCUCAACUCAAUAAGUACCGAAUUUACCUGAGCAUGGCACGUGCCCUGAACUACACCAUAUCGGAUGAAAUCACAAAGGCAGUAGAAGAUGACUUUGUAGAAAUGCGUAAAGAUGACCCUCAGAGUAUGACUGCAGAAGACUUGCAUAGAUUACUGGUUGUUGCAAGGUUGCUCUCAUUGAGUCAUGGGCAGAACACACUUUCUAGAGAUGGCUGGAUGAAAGCCAAGCAGCUAGAGGCCUUGAGAAUAAGCAGAACACAACAGCACAAAAGCGUGAAUGGAAAUGAGCCUUAAAAUAUAUUACUACUUAAAUACUUCACAAAUAUUUGUUAAUAUUUUGGAUUAAAACGUAAAAAAAAAAGCUUUCAUAUGGCAUUUCUGUACAGCUGUUUUUUUACUGCAUUUUAGAUUUGGAGAACCUGGGGAAGUAGAUUUUUGUUUCUGGAGAACAUUUUUGUAUAUAAACAUAAGCACAUGCAGAUGUAUGACAAAGUAUAACUGCCUUACUGCUAAUAUUUUCACUUCUGGCAUAAUAGUAUUUGAAAAAAAAUAAACUUUUUGAGAGCUUUGUUGUAA